AUGAGCCGCGUUCCGCAAUUCUCUUGGUUUAGUAUUUACAAACAGUUGUAUCGGUCUGCUUUAAAGUUUCCGCAAUACAGUUAUCGUGAAUUUUUCAAGCGAAGAAUACGUGAUCAUUUUGAAGCAGCUAAGUGUACGAAUAUUUCAGAAGUAGAGUUCCGUGAGCGCUGUCGAGAGUUGCUACAAGUCAUUAAUCGUCAGUCUGACUUAUAUCGAAGUUACCCCAUUGACAAAAUUGUCAUCGAGCAGAAAACGAAGUUGUGA
Molecule: messenger RNA, 264 nt
Organism: Thelazia callipaeda (thelaziosis nematode)
Lineage: Eukaryota; Metazoa; Nematoda; Chromadorea; Rhabditida; Thelaziidae
Source: the annotation of a GenBank genome assembly